AUGGAUAUAGGAUAUUUUAAGAAUAAAUGGUUAAUUAUAUAGACAUACAGUAUCAUAUUAAAAUAAAAACGGACGUGUACUGAUAUAUUUAUUUAUUGCUCAGUAUAACAAUUAUAUUAAGAAAUAUAAAGACCAGAAUCGCAGAAUGUUAGUAUUGCUUGAUUUUAAAAUAAUAUUGAAUACGGGAAGAUAAAAUUUGUUGUUACCAGAUUCAUCAAUUAAUCAAGAUAGUUUAGAGAGUUUAGAGAGAUAUUACUUAAAAUUUAAUAUCAAUAAAAAUUUGAUAGAUUCCAUGUUUAAAAAUUAUAUAAAGCAAAAGAUUUAAAACACUAGAAAUGAAAUAUAUAAAAAGUUGUUCUUAAUUUUUUUUAUAAUAAAUGAUAGUUUAAUGAAAUGAAUGUUUAUUUUUAUAUUGUUGAAUGUUUAUAUUGUUAAAUAUCAUUAUAUUAUAUUUGCAAAGGAAAAGUAUCUCGUGCGUGAAAUUUUAGAAAUUUAAAUAACCAAAAUAGAGUAACAAAUGGAAAACAAAUUAAAAAAUUAUAAAUUACAAAUCAUACAUUUUAUUAUCCUAUUUAUUAAAAUAUAAAUGUUUAUAACUUGUAGCCUAUAUUUUGUCAAUUCAUUAAUGUUAUCUAUCAAUUUAUGAAUUAAAAAUAAUUAAAAUUAUUCUAACAUUCAUUUAAAAAUUGCACACAUUCUCUUAUUUAUUUAAUUAUGCAAGAUAUUUAUUAUCAAUUUAUAAAUAUCAUUGGGAAUCAUAACAGUAUAAAGUUAAAUUACUUUGUUUUAAAAUUUUUAAAGUAAUAUUGAAGUAUGAAUUAAAUAUUGAAUUAUGAUGUUAGUAAAUUAAUUAUACAAGAUAUUUAUUAUCAAUUUAUAAAUAUCAUUGGGAAUCAUAACAAUAUAAAGUUAAAUUAUUUUGUUUUAAAAUUUUUAAAGUAAUAUUAAAGUAUGAAUUAAAUAUUGAAUUAUAAUGUUAGUAAAUUAAACUAAAUUUAUUUAUUUAUACAAUUAAUUACUAAAUCUAACAGUAAUUGCUAUAGUUAUCCAUAAUUCUACAAUAUUGUUUGAAGAUUAAAUUUAUUAAUUUCUUGAAAAUUUCAUUAUUUACUUUGUAGUAUAUUAAUUAAAUUAAUAUUAUUAAUUAAAUCAUCUGUUUUGCACUAAAUAAGUAAUAAUUCUAUUGAAUUUUCCUUAUUACAAAAGAGAUAGUUGAACGCGUCAUACAAUUAUUGCAUCACAUGCAAAAAUUAUAAUGCAACUCAGUAAGGAAUAAUAUAAAUGAAAAUAAAUAACAAUUAAAAUACAAUGAAAUUAUUUAUUUCAUAAUUUCAAUUAAAUUAGCGCAUGAAACUUUCAUACCUGCUCUGCAAUUCUUUUUAUCGAAUUUUUCAAUAAAUACUUGUUAUUGAAGUGAUAGUUGAACGAUACAUAUAAUUAGUCAUUAUAGUGUGAGAACUGUAAUAAAGUAAUUUAACUGUACUAUAAAAUAUAAGUACUUAACUAUAUUAUAAAGUAAUUUAAAAAUAAAACUAAGUAGUUAUUAAAUUAUUAUAAUAAAAUUAUUUUGUAACAUCUAAAUUUCUUUAUUGCAAUCUUUUUUUCCAUUGAAGUUCCCAGUACUCGUUACAAAAAAGAAAUAAUCAAACUCAUUGUACAACUGUAAACACUAUGUAUAAUGAGAUAAGGUAUCAAAUAAUUCAAAAUAGUAGGUUAAAUUAUUAUAGCAAUAUUAAAAAGCAAAUUAUUACAAUAAAAUUACUCACUUUAUAGCGUCGACUAAAUUUCUUCUUUGCCACUUUUUUCAUCGAAUUUUCCAAUACUUGUUACGCAUCAUACAAUUAAACACAUGCAAACACUAAUGAACAAUUGAAAUAAUAAUAAGUAAAAUUAUUCAUUAAUCAUCACUCGUUUAAAUUACUUAUUGUAUAACAUCGACUAAACUUCAUCUUUGCAACUUUUUUCAUAGAAUUUUCCAAUGCUCAUUACAGAGGAGAACUCGUUAUGCAACACACACGCUCGUAACUUAGACACGUGUAAACGCGGUAAUGCAACAAACGAAUAAUAUAAAUAAUUAACUAACUUUUUGCAGACGAUGUAUACUGACGGUCUCCUGACGCUCCAUUAUGGGAAGCAUCCAGCGACCUUGGCCGCGGAGGUCGGAGCCUGGUACACCGGGGACCGUCACGUGGACGUGACGUUAGCUUGCGACGACGGAUCGGUCGUCAAGGCCCAUCGGGUAGUUUUGGCCGCAGCUAGUCCCCUUUUGGCUAGUCUCCUUCGUAACCCAGCGUUGGACCACGUGGUUCACUUAUCCGGAGUGCGAAAAACCCAGCUCACUCAUCUGCUGGAAUUCCUCUACAAUGGAGAAGCUCUCAUUCCAUCGACGGAACUCACGCCACUAAGGGAACUAUUCGAGCUUCUUCAAAUCAAGUCGGAGCUGUUCGAGCCGAAUCAACCUCAGACUUCUAGUAACUCCGAUCCUGAAAGGAUACCCACCCCUCAGCCCUCCGAGGGCCAGGAAAGUUCUAGCUACGAGUCACAAUACGAUGGCAGGCAGUCGAAUAAUCCGGCGGAUUGUUGCUCGGUACUAAUAAAGACCGAGGGAUGCGAAGAGGAACCGGAAGUAGAUGUGGAAGGCGUCGAAGGUGAAGCACUUCUCACGGAAAAUAGAGAAAGCAGUAUAGAACCGCCUCGACGGAGGGAUAGCUCCGAUCCUGUCAACUUAAGUUUAAAUUCUGGAACUUCCACUACUAGCGAAAGUUCGCACGAUAUUGUACCUAGGCCAGAGAAGCAGUUAUUGGAGAGGCGAGAAUCUCUAGAAGAGGCGGAAGAAAGAAGGAGGCAAUUAGCGGCUCGACUCGCGUUAGGCUUAGAACCGGGUAAACGAAAACCCGAGGAAAUACCUAUCCCACCUGCGGAGGCGUACAUCGUGACACCUCAUCGAAAACGAAGGCCAGGCUUUCACAAUGCACCCGCACAGAAUCCAGCCUUUGUACCGUUUAAUCCUGGAUUCGAGACGCCGAGAAGGUUGCAAGCGCCACAUCCUCUCAGCGUUUCAGCACCUCCGUACCUGCAGGACAGGUCAGUGACACCGCCAGGAGCGUCACACAGACCACCAAGCGCAGAUCCAGCAUCGGCGGCGGGCUUGGAGCCACCUUGGGGCUCCUGGGCUCUGCCACCAGCCAGAGCACCUCCACCUCCGCCAACGGACGACCCGCCAAAGUCUACCCCCGUUCGCGAAUAUCGGUGCAGCUAUUGUGGCAAACAGUUCGGCAUGUCGUGGAACUUGAAAACGCAUCUGAGAGUGCACACGGGUGAAAAGCCGUUCGCGUGUAGACUUUGUGUGGCUAUGUUCAAGCAAAAGGCUCACUUAUUGAAGCACCUUUGCUCGGUACACAGAGGCGUGAUAGCCGCCCCUGACAAUACUUUUACUUGUUGCUUCUGUUCGUUAAGUUUCGAUAGUUUACAAGAAUUGAUCAGGCAUCUGUCCGGGCCGCAUAACAACUUGCUGCUCAGCAAGAACCUACACGACUAG
Messenger RNA from Heterotrigona itama, 3538 nucleotides. The record is from the annotation of a GenBank genome assembly. Lineage: Eukaryota; Metazoa; Arthropoda; Insecta; Hymenoptera; Apidae.